Molecule: messenger RNA, 2052 nt
Organism: Penicillium pulvis
Lineage: Eukaryota; Fungi; Ascomycota; Eurotiomycetes; Eurotiales; Aspergillaceae
Product: Zn(II)2Cys6 transcription factor
Exons: 4
Coding region: 1-2052 (683 amino acids)
Biological process (GO): regulation of DNA-templated transcription; DNA-templated transcription
Molecular function (GO): zinc ion binding; DNA-binding transcription factor activity, RNA polymerase II-specific; DNA binding
Source: RefSeq, a predicted model, not a curated record
AUGGCGUCACUGCCGCAUUCACUGAAGCCAUACUCAUGUGUCGUAUGCCACAACAGAAAGGUCAAAUGUGAUCGCAAAGAGCCUUGCUCAAAUUGUGCAAAGGCCAAUGUUGAUUGUUUCUAUCGUCCUCCGCCACCGCCGCGUCGCCGUAAAAGAGAGCGCGACACCAGUGGAAAUGCGUCUCAGGAACGCGAGAAGUCACUUCGGAAAAUGACCCCAGAGCCUUCACGAGUUGAUCAGCCCGUUAAAAGAUCGUCUCCGACUGGCGAUGGGCCAUUUGAGGCCGAAUCGAAGUCAAAUGGAUCGGGGAGGAUGAUCAUGAAAGAGGGAAAUUCAAUUUAUCUCGACAAUACUCUUUGGACCAGUGUUAGCUACGAGCUUCCGGAUGCUGCAGACGUAUUAGGCAACACAUCUGAUGAACGCAAUGAUGAUUUGUCGCAAGAAGAGGAUAUCAAUGAGCCCAUGAUGCUCAUGGGGCUUGCGACUCGAGAGAGCCUCACUGAACUACACCCGGACGCUCUCCACAUAUUUAAAUUGUGGCAGACGUUUCUCGAAAACGUCAAUCCCUUGAUCAAAAUUGUGCAUACACCAACACUUCAGCCACAGAUACUAGAGGCCACUGGCGAUCUCCCGAGGGUGCGAAAAGAGCUAGAGGCUUUGAUGUUUGCCAUAUAUUGCAUCGCACUGGGGUCUCUACGGGCUGAUGAGGUCGAAAGGUCUUUUGGAGAAAGCAAAAAGAAGCUACUCUCACGAUACAGACAAGGAGCGCAACUGGCCCUGAGCAAGGCUUCAAUUCUUCGUACCUCCAACCUGAUGGUGCUACAGGCAUUCAUGCUCUACCUGUUGUCUAUGCGUGCAUUCUCCGACCCACAUACCACCUGGACUAUGAGCGGUGUUGCCUCGCGAAUUGCCCAGAGAAUGGGGAUCCAUCGAGAUGGUUCUGGAUAUGGACUAAGCUUCUUUGAGACUGAAAUGAGACGUCGGAUCUGGUUUCAAGUUGUGAUUUUAGAUGCGACAUCUGCGCAAUCCUGUGGCGUCGCUUCCAGUCCUUUGCCCACUAAUGCUGACACCAAACCACCCAUGAACAUCAAUGAUAGCGAUCUAGACCCGCGCAUGACUGAAUCACCCUGUGAAAAGCAGGGUCCAACGGAAAUGAUGUUCUGCCUUGCUCGCAGCGAGUUCGGUAAAUGGCUUAGUCGCUGGAGCAAGGAUGCAGGUCCCUCCAAUUCGCCGUGGGCUUUCUUAUCCUCCUCAACAAUGUCACUUGAGCAAAAGGAUAUUGCUAUCGAUGAACUGGAGAAAACCAUGGAGAAGAAGUUUUUACAGUAUUGCGACCGAUCUAUUCCUCUUCAUCUGGCUACUAUAAUGAUGGCCCGUUCAGCCAUACAUUACACAAGGUUGAUGGCGCACCAUCCACGGCAGUAUCGAGACUGCAAUACUCGCAUUUCACAAGCUGAGAAGGACAUAAUCUUUGAAAAUUGUCUGAAGAUGACUGAAUAUGCAGAUUAUACUCAAACAAACGCCGAUGUCCAGCGGUUUGGGUGGCACACGGUGCAUCAUAUGCCUUGGGACGCGAUGAUUUUCAUGUUGUCUGAAAUGCGCGUCCGGAAUGAUCCAGAGGAGAAAAGCAAGGUGUGGGAAAUCGUUGGGAAUAUUUAUUCUCGCCAUGUUGGACAAAGGCGUAGAAAUGCGGGCAGGCCUCUUCACCUGGCCCUGCAGAAUCUCAUGGUCAAGGCCUGGAAAUCGUACACUGAAGAAUGUCACCUUCAGCAUCGUGCUCCAACAACCUGUCCGACAAUAAUAGCUACUUUGAUUAGCAAUCCAGAAUGUGUCACCGAGCCACACGUAACACAGGGGAAUUCUAGUUCGACCCAACAAACAAACACUAUGGAAUCUCAUCACGACCCAUCUAUGUUACAACUUGACGAUAACAGAGAUUUUGAUUUUCUAGCUCAAGAUACUAGCCCAAUGGACUGGAAUGAGUGGGAUUGUCUUUUGAAUCAGUUCCAAGAAUCGUUGAUGGAUGAUAUAGUCCACUUCACGAGUCUCUGA